This is a messenger RNA of Onthophagus taurus, 533 nucleotides long. The record is from RefSeq and is a predicted model, not a curated record. Lineage: Eukaryota; Metazoa; Arthropoda; Insecta; Coleoptera; Scarabaeidae.
UUUUAUUUAAAACAUCAAAGAGUUACAAAAGGGAGAGUCGAUAAUAUUUGUACGGAACCGGUUUCUGUAACACUUGGUAGUGUUCCAAAGAUACAGACUGUAAAUCAGAAGAGAAAAGAAGCUCUUUUUGUGACAAAUUCUCUAGUAAACUUAGCUAGCUUAUCUUGUGGCAGUUCUUUCAACUAUAAAAUGAAAAUACUGGGUGAAAUAGACACGGCUUGGAGGGAAGGCAAAGAAGUAGCUAUUAAAUUAAUUGAUGGCGACAAUUUUAUUGAUGAAAAUACAAUUCAUUGCAGUAAAAAUGUUGAACAAUGCAACUUGACUGAGGUAUCUAACGUCAAUAAUGAAUUAAUUAUGCUAAAAGAUGUAACAACCUCAAACACACUUGAUGUACAUGAAGGAGCAAAUAGCAAUGGAGAUGAACUUGCUGAUAAAAAUGAACAAAAGAUAGAUUGUAGCAAUAUUUCAAGUAUAUGCAUUUAUAAUCAUAACUUAAUCUAAUGUUUUUAGUGAUAAGUAAUAUAGUAUUACCA